Aedes albopictus (Asian tiger mosquito) is the source of this 636-nucleotide messenger RNA. RefSeq names its product HIG1 domain family member 2A, mitochondrial. Gene Ontology annotation, cellular component: mitochondrion. Gene Ontology annotation, biological process: mitochondrial respirasome assembly. Lineage: Eukaryota; Metazoa; Arthropoda; Insecta; Diptera; Culicidae. Bases 184 to 516 code for a protein of 110 amino acids. The record is from RefSeq and is a predicted model, not a curated record. The transcript has 2 exons.
GCGGUCGGUGAUGUAAAACUCGUCGUCCGUCCGUCCAUCACUCGCAAGCGGCGACUGAUAUAAUGCGACGUUGUUAAUUUUGUGCUCUAAAAUUAAACAUUUUUCUCUUUAAUUGGCUGUGUUGUACCAAGAAUCUAAACAGUUUUGAUUAGUUUAUCUACGUUUUGGUAGAAAUCAGCAACCAUGUCCAACGCACCAACAACGGCUCCGGCAAGUGUCCAACAGCAAGCCGAGCUGGAGUGGAUCCAGAUGCGCAAGGACUACACGGACAUCCAUGCCGAAACGACCCGCGAAAAGAUGGAACGCAAGGUGAAGGAAAACCCACUGGUUCCGAUUGGAUGUGCUGCGACGCUGUCGGCGCUCGGGUACGGGUUGUGGAGCUUCCGUCAGGGUCGCAAACAAAUGUCCCAGUACAUGAUGAGGGCUCGAAUCUUGGCGCAGGGCUUUACGGUGAUGGCGCUGAUCGUGGGCGUGGGGAUGACCUACACCAAGAAGGAUGGCGAGGGGCAGAAGUAAGCGGGUAAGGAUGAUGACUCGGCGUUAUUUUGGGCGCCUCCGGUUCGGUUCGAAUGUUUGAUUUAGUGCUUUUGAGCGAGAAAUUAGCAGGGCUAAUAUAAUUGAUGUUAUCUAACUGUG